UGCGCAAAUCUGAUUCUGCCCGAUCGUCGUACACACACUCGUGUGGCUACUUCAUCACACCACAGACAAAGGGAGCCGCGCGGACAAAGACGCCAGCACCCGGACAGACUCUCUCUCCCCCAUCCCGGACGUCUCUACUCGGCCUACGGAAAGGAACUGGUGCGCUGCGGACCCAGACACACUUCACAGUGGCGUCCCUUCGAUUAUAGUAACACCCCCCGGACUGCCCAGCUGGAAUAGUGGCACCGAUACCUGGUGCUACUAAGACCCUGCAAACGGACAAGCCAUGGAGAACGGUGAACAAGAGCACGCCGAGGAAGCCCAGCCGACCUAUGCUGAGGCGUUCCCUCCCCUGAUGCGGGCCGGUUCUCCCCCAAAAGUGUCCUCACCACAUUCGGCAUGGCCUGUCAAGCCCAUUCGUAGCUCUACUAUGACCCAGGUGUUCCACGUCCCUCUCGAGGAGCGUCGCUACCAGUUCGAGGAGGUCUCGUUUGGCGGUGAAACCCGCCAGUCGGAGAUCGUCCGAGAGAUUCAGGAGAAGACUGGCUGCGAUAUUGAGAUGACUCAGACAAAGGACAAGGGGCUGACAAUCAUAGUGACUGGUCGCCAAACAAGUGUAGCUACCGCCAGGAGAGACCUCCUCAUCAAGCUACAGACCCAGGCUCAUUUUGAUCUGAAAAUCCCAAAGGAGCACCAUCGUUUUGUGAUCGGACGCCAGGGAGAGAAACUGAAGACCAUCGAGUUACAAACCGCUACAAAGAUCUCCGUGCCUCGUUCUGAAGACCAGAGUGACAUCGUGAAGAUUGUGGGCACCAAGGAAGGAGUGGACAAGGCACGUCACAUUGUCCAAACCAUCUCCGAUGAACAGGCUAAACUGGCAUUCGAGCGUCUGGAUAUCAGCAAAGAUUACCACCCCUUCAUCUCCGGACCAAACGGUGCGACGGCCAAAAGGAUCAUGGAGGAGACGGGCGCAAGGAUCAACAUCCCACCUCUCUCGCUAAUGAAGAACGAGAUGUCGGUUGCCGGGGACAAGGACGGCGUCGCUAAGGCCGUGGCUGAGAUACAAAAGAUCCAUGCGACUGUUAAGCGAACGAUGUCGUCCGUUUCUGUCGAGGUUCGAAAGUCCCAACACAAGUACAUAGUUGGACCUCGAGGUGGCGGACUCCAAGAGAUACUGGGCAACUGUGGGGUGUGGGUGGAGGUGCCGAGUGCAGAAACCGACUCCAACACCAUCACCCUCAGAGGACCGCAGGAGAAACUAGGACAGGCUCUGACACAGGUGUACGAGAAAGCUAACAGUGUUGUGACCGAAGAGGUGUACGCCCCACGAUGGCUCCAUCGAUUCAUCAUCGGCCGAAAGGGACAGAACGUUCAGAUGAUCACCAAAGAUCUUCCCAAGGUUCACGUUGAGUUCAACUCCGACUCGGAUAAGAUUGUUCUAGAAGGUCCUCCGACCGAAGUCCAACAGGCCAAGGAAUCCUUCGAAUCAUUCACUGAAGACCUGAUGGCAACAAUGGACUAUGCCGAGAUCAAAGUGGACCAGAAGUACCAUCGUCAUGUGAUCGGCAAGGGAGGAGCCAGCGUGAACCGGAUCAAAACCGAGACAGGAACGUCCAUCAUCAUUCCGCCUGACAACGAACACAAUGACGUCAUUCGCAUCGAGGGAGACCCUAAAGGAGUGGCAGCUGCCAAGACCAUGCUUCUGGAGCUGGCUACAAAGAUGGAGAACGAGCGUUCGAAGGACAUUCUCAUCGACCAGCGUUUCCACAAGCAGAUCAUCGGAUCGAAGGGAGAGAAGAUUCGCGAGAUUCGGGAUCGUUUCAACGGAAUUCAAGUCUCCUUCCCGGAGCCCAGCGAGAAGAAGGACAUCGUUACUUUGAGGGGACCGAAACAGGACGUAGAGAAAUGUGCUGUACACUUGAAGAAGAUGGUUGCUGAUCUGACUGCUGCUAACUACCAGGAAGAGGUGAGGGUGUUCAAACAGUUCCAUGGAAACAUCAUCGGCAAGGGAGGAAACACUCUUCGCAAGAUUCGCGAGGACACGGAGACUCGAAUUGAUCUUCCCACUGAGAGCAGUAGCAGUGAUGUCAUCGUUAUUACUGGUCGGAAGGAGAAUGUGCAGAAGGCCAGGGCUCGGAUUCUGGAGAUUGAGAAAGAGAUGGCACUGGUGGUCGACUCUAUGCUCUCCAUACCACGUCAACUGCACAAUGCUGUCAUUGGACCGAAGGGAAAGCUGGUGCGGAUGGUGAUGGACGAAUGCGGAGGAGUUAGAAUAACUUUCCCUCCGUCUGAGUCGAAGUCGGACGACAUAAAGCUGCACGGACCGAAAGAAGAUGUAGAGAAGGCUAGACGUAUGCUGCAGGAGUUGGCGGAUGAGCAGGCUCAGUUGAACCACACUGUGGAGAUACGGUGCAAACCUGAGUACCAUCGCUUCCUUAUAGGUCGUGGCGGAGCUAACAUCAGAAAGAGCCAUGUAGAGCAGUGGAAAUACCAAAAGUUGGAUAAUUACAAUUCAGAAUAGAACAUAAUUGCUUGAAACUCAACUACUUCAAGUGGCAACACAGUCUUCAAUGCUAAAGUAAUUCAAGAGCAUGCAUAAAAAAAAAAAUGUGUCCUGUUCUUGUACAUGUAAUCAUACUGUCUUAUCAGCCAAUCAAAUCUCCAUGUUAGCACCGGUAUCCAUCGCAGUCGAAGAACAAUGGUAUAAGGCAGUUAAAUGAGUUGCUGUU
This is a messenger RNA of Geodia barretti, 2729 nucleotides long. Lineage: Eukaryota; Metazoa; Porifera; Demospongiae; Tetractinellida; Geodiidae. The record is from the annotation of a GenBank genome assembly.